This is a messenger RNA of Branchiostoma floridae (Florida lancelet), 495 nucleotides long. Its product is annotated as 60S ribosomal protein L34-like. Gene Ontology annotation, cellular component: ribosome. Gene Ontology annotation, molecular function: structural constituent of ribosome. NCBI's taxonomy places the organism in Eukaryota, Metazoa, Chordata, Leptocardii, Amphioxiformes, Branchiostomatidae. The record is from RefSeq and is a predicted model, not a curated record. Gene Ontology annotation, biological process: translation. Bases 99 to 455 code for a protein of 118 amino acids. The transcript has 6 exons.
GGCAUUCAAAUACUUACAUUGAACAGCUUCAAGUAGUUGGGAAAUUACCCAAUAGGCUUUGCGCUUCCUUUCGCCAUUUUGCACCAAAGGUUUCCACCAUGGUGAAGCGGCUGACAUACAGGCGGCGACUGUCGUACAACACGAAGUCGAACCGCAGGCGCAUUUCGAAGACUCCAGGUGGCAAACUGGUGUAUCUGUACACCAAGAAGAAGGGCAGCCAACCUAGAUGUGGUGACAGCAAAGUAAAGCUGUUUGGGGUGAAGGCACCAAGACCCAAGAAGCUGAUGUCCAUGUCCCGUAGACUCAAGCAUGUCACCAGGGCUUACGGCGGCUGUUUGUCUGGGAAAGCUGUCCGUGAAAGGAUUGUCCGUGCUUUCCUGAUUGAGGAACAGAAGAUCGUGGUGAGAGUGCUGAAGGCACAGGCUCAGUCACAGAAACCGGGCAAGGCCAAGUAAACAGGACAACAACAUGUAGACAAUAAACACCACAAACAAA